CUUCUCCUUAUUCGAACCACCUCAUGCAUCCUAGUCCACUUUUUUGCUCUGGUAUAAAUGCGUAAAGCCAUAAUCUCAAAGAAUGUAUUGUGCGUGCUGUUUCUGUUGUGCCAAAAAUUGACUGCUUCUUUCUCCUCCUGGGACGAUCUCGAUAAGCUUCCACUACCAGCAUGGUACAGCGAAGCUAAAUUCGGCAUUUUUGUGCAUUGGGGAGUUUUUUCUGUUCCUGCGUACAAAAAUGAAUGGUUUCAAAACAAUUGGCAACACUUCAAGUACGAAGACUACGUUGCAUUCGUCAACAAGACAGAGAGGCAAAAUUUCGCCUACCAGGAUUACGCCCAUCGCUUUCUAGCCGAGUUGUAUCGACCCGAUAAUUGGGCGGACACUUUUGCGGCUGCCGGUGCGCAGUACGUUGUACUCACAAGCAAGCACCACGACGGCUUUUGCAUGUGGAAUUCGACCAGCAUUCCGACGACUUGGAACUGGAAUGCUGUUGAUAUAGGUCCUCGACGAGACCUUUUGGGCGACUUGUCGAGUGCAGUAAAAAGAAAGAAAAGCCCCCAAUCUGGAAAAAAACUGCGUUUCGGAAUUUAUCAUUCCCUACUCGAAUUUUUCAAUCCGUUGUACACGUACGACAAAGGAAACAAUUGGACGACGCAAAAUAUGGUGGACCUGAAGGCUUUGCCGGAGCUGUACGAUCUCGUAGAUAGAUACGAGCCUCACUUGAUGUGGUCGGACGGGGGCUGGGAAGCCAGUAGUACAUAUUGGAAGUCAGAAGAGUUUAUUUCAUGGUAUGCUCUUAACAGCACCGUUGGAAAAGAAGCUGUCUGGAACGAUCGUUGGGGCACCGAUACUCAAUGCAGGCAUGGAAGCUAUCUGACUUGUCACGAUCGUUACCAACCCGACGGGCUCGUCGACAAGAAGUGGGAAAAAUGUAUGACGAUCGAUUCUACAUCUUGGGGUUACAGUCGUGUUUCCGAUGUUCUUCAAUACUUGAACACAACUCAACUCGUACAUACACUUAUCGAGGUCGUGGCGCUGAACGGGAAUCUCUUACUAAACGUCGGGCCCUCCGCUGAUGGAACAAUCAAUCCAGUAUUUGUAGACCGGUUAAUGGGGAUAGGAAGCUGGCUGUCAGUGAAUGGAGAAGCAAUCUAUUCGUCGAACCCGUGGAAAAUUUGUCAAAAUGAGACCAAGUUCUCUGUAUUCUACACGCGAAGGACAGAUGUUCUGUACGCUCACAUUACGGAAUGGCCAGAGAAUAGUUUGUUGCGACUCGACUGUCCUGUUCCAACAAAAUCAACCCGGGUGAACAUGCUUGGCUUGGACGACAGAAGCGAGAUUUCCUUUUCUUUGAACGGCAAUAGGUCAACUGGAGAGUCCAUGGUUGUACAGCUGCCACUUUUGACACCUGAUACGAUUCCUUGUCAGCAUUCGUGGGUCUUGGCAAUCUCAAACCUAGCAAAUUUAUACAAAUGAGAAACCUUGCCGUUUAGCGCCCAUGGUCCGAAUUAAUUUUGUUGCUUACAAAACAAUUUGACAUAACAAACAGCACCAUUUGUUUAAC
Messenger RNA from Phaeodactylum tricornutum CCAP 1055/1, 1567 nucleotides. RefSeq lists its product with no specific name. The record is from RefSeq and is a predicted model, not a curated record. The transcript has a single exon. Lineage: Eukaryota; Bacillariophyta; Bacillariophyceae; Surirellales; Neidiaceae. Gene Ontology annotation, cellular component: lysosome. Gene Ontology annotation, molecular function: alpha-L-fucosidase activity. Gene Ontology annotation, biological process: fucose metabolic process; glycoside catabolic process. Bases 58 to 1479 code for a protein of 473 amino acids.